UUCUCAGCAUAUAGAAGCGGAGAACCUCAGUGUUUUGGUUUUACGUGCUUAGUAACCUCAGCAGCAUCCGUUGGUGUGUGACAAUACAGUUAACGAAUCAAUGGCAUAGAAUGAUUUGUGUUAUUUUGGAAUGGAGGAGGUGAAAGAUGACAAGACAUGCAAGGGGUUUGUAGACAGACUCACCCUCGGUAUUACUCGGGUUUUGGAGAACCUCCCAGGAGUGCUGGAUGUACAGUUCGUAGAGAAACCCCCUGCAGAAAAGCAAUGCCUUCUCUCCUGGGAGCAGAAAAACAACUGUGCUUUGCCGGAAGAUCUAAGAGAUUUCUAUCUCACAACAGAUGGCUUCAUGCUUUCCUGGAACACCAAGCUGGGAAAUGAAUUGGUUCCAGUGGGUUGCAUGAUGAUCAGCAGUGUUGCUCAAUUACGCCCCCUGAUUCAGUCAAAUGUAUAUUCCCUCCCCAAUGCGCCUACUUUAGCUGAUCUUAACUAUGAUGAUUUAGAGGAAUUGGAUGGCCUUGAAAAAACUCAUUUUGAUUCUUGUAGCCGCAUCUUUGAGCUGGACCCCUGCAAUGGUAAUGGCAAAGUUUGCCUUGUUUACAAGAAUUGCACUUCAGGUUUAAUGGUCCAACAGUGUGAGGUGUGGUUCUUGGACCGAUCACUUUUCUGGCACUAUCUCACCCCCUCCUUCACUGCCUACUACCGGCUUAUGAUCACUCAUCUGGGGCUGCCGGAGUGGCAGUAUAAUUUCACUCCGUAUGGCCCCAGCCCACAAGCUAAGCAAUGGGCCGCCCUCUACCAACCCCUAACUUUCCAUGGUGACUCUCAUUCUGAUACGGCCGGUGAACCUCUACUGAACAAACUGGACCCAGCCAAGGCGUUUCAUGGCAAGGCCAAGCCACCCACUCCCAGGAAGAAGCAGGCACCACAGGUCCCAGUGAGCGGCGUGAGCACAGCUAAAGCACAGGGGGUCUCAGGGAGACACAGUAUAACUAAACGAUGACCCCAGUGUCCCAACAAAUGCCUAUGGAAUGUUCUCAUAUAGGCAUGUUGAUUUUACUUCAUGCUUAUGCUUGGCAUUUAACCUCACACAAGCUGCUUAAUUGCAUCUGUUGAUGCUCACAAGUCUGUAAAUGUACACAAUAUUUAUUAAAGAUCAAAGAUGGAAUAA
Messenger RNA from Carassius carassius (crucian carp), 1168 nucleotides. RefSeq names its product tubulin polyglutamylase complex subunit 2 (gene tpgs2). Bases 131 to 1000 code for a protein of 289 amino acids. The transcript has 7 exons. The record is from RefSeq and is a predicted model, not a curated record. NCBI's taxonomy places the organism in Eukaryota, Metazoa, Chordata, Actinopteri, Cypriniformes, Cyprinidae. Gene Ontology annotation, biological process: protein polyglutamylation.